Messenger RNA from Strongylus vulgaris, 462 nucleotides. The record is from the annotation of a GenBank genome assembly. Lineage: Eukaryota; Metazoa; Nematoda; Chromadorea; Rhabditida; Strongylidae.
AUGAGAGGAAUUUACAAGGACCUUAUCGUUAUGCUUCACGGAAAUAAUCUGAUUGACGACGGUCAACUGAAAGCAAAAACAGAAAGCUCCUUUUUUGGAGAUAAAAUGAUAGAUAUACUUCCAUUGGAAAAUGACAGAGUGUUUCGGCAAGCAAGAGAGUACCACACCGAUCACUAUCUCAUCCAGGUAAUGAAAGAUGACAUAGAAACUGCUCUCUUGGAAUUAUGUACUGCUAGUGAGUUCCCGGAUGUAUUGUUGAUUAAUUCAUGUUUAUGGGAUAUCACAAGAUAUUCUCGUGCUUAUGAGGAUGUAGUACGUCCAAACAUUAAUAGACAGGCAGCUGUAGAGCGAUCAUCUCUUGAGGAGUUUCUUGAACGAAUUUCAAUGCUGAUUCGACGCCUUCGCCUCAUAAUGCCGGCCACAACUCAGAUUUUUACUGAAGCCUCAUUUUCAAAACUAUAA